Messenger RNA from Ambispora leptoticha, 2187 nucleotides. Lineage: Eukaryota; Fungi; Glomeromycota; Glomeromycetes; Archaeosporales; Ambisporaceae. The record is from the annotation of a GenBank genome assembly.
AUGCCACCAAAUACAGAUGUUUUCGUGGACGUACAAUCCCCCGAAAAAUUUCAAAGCACAGAUCCUCUCCGCUGGCGACUCAAAGUAGAACACGGUCGACAAACGUGGCAUUACCUUGAACACGACGAUGAACUAAAGAAAUGGCCUCAGUCUAUAUGUGAUAAAUAUUGGCUCGGGAUUCCCUUUCCAACGAAACAACUCAAUACUCCCAAAACCGCCCUCGAAGCAGCGCGUAACGGUUUCGAAUUUUUCAAAUUACUACAAACCGAGGACGGCCACUGGGCCGGUGAAUACGGUGGUCCAAUGUUUCUGUUACCCGGGCUCAUUAUUGCAAUGUAUGUCACGCACACGCCAAUCCCAAAGACAUGGCGCGUUGAAAUUAUACGUUAUUUGUUUAAUCGGGCGCAUAAGGACGACGGUGGUUGGGGAAUCCACAUAGAGGGGCCUUCAACUGUUUUUGGGACUGCGUUGAACUAUGUCACACUUCGUAUUUUGGGUGUGGACGCGGAUCACCCUGCAAUGGUGAAAAGUAGAGCUACGCUUCAUAAAUUAGGAGGUGCAAUUGGGUCUCCUUCAUGGGGAAAAUUCUGGUUGGCCGUGUUGAACGUCUACGACUGGGAAGGCAUGAAUCCGAUAAUUCCAGAAUUAUGGCUAUUGCCAUAUUCUCUGCCUUUUCAUCCGGGCCGAUUCUGGUGCCACACGCGUAUGGUUUAUCUUCCAAUGAGCUACAUUUACGGCAAACGAGCAAGUGCCGACUUAUGCCCGCUCAUCAAACAACUACGUCAAGAAUUAUAUGUGCAACCAUAUGAAUCGAUUAAUUGGGCAAACGCACGAAACAAUGUGUGUGAAGUUGAUUUGUAUGUGCCACAUACUGGACUGCUUGAUUUUCUUAAUGGAAUAAUUGGCCUCUAUGAAAAAUUUCAAAAUUUGGUUGAUUUGCGGAAGUAUGCACUUAAUGAAGUAUAUAAGCAAGUGAAAUACGAAGAUGAGAAUACAUUUUAUCUUGAUUUGGGUCCCGUCAACAAAGCGAUGAAUUUGAUAGUUGUGUAUCUCGAAGAAGGACCUAAUUCCGAAGCAUUUAGAUUUUCUCGGUCAAAACUCAUUGAUUUUAUGUGGAUGGGUGCUGAAGGGAUGAUGAUGAAUGGGACUAAUGGAAGCCAAUUAUGGGAUACCGUGUUCACUGUCCAAGCUGUUAUAGAAUCGGGACUUGCUAGUGAACCAUCAAAUCAUGAGUCAAUGUUGAGGGCUCUUGAAUUUCUGGAUGAUUGUCAAAUCAAACGAAACGUUCCAAAUAUGGAAACAUGUUACAGGCACGCAUCGAAAGGUGCCUGGCCUUUUAGUACACGAGAUCAAGGGUACACAGUUUCAGAUUGUACUGCUGAAGGACUCAAGGCUGUGAUUUUUUUACAGAAUAAACUAAAAUACACACCCAAACUUGUCUCUGAAGAACGUCUUCGUCAAGCUGUAGACGUGCUUCUAUCAAUGCAAAACAGUGAUGGCGGAUUCGCGAGUUACGAAUUGAUACGCGGGCCGCGGUUGCUUGAACUGAUCAAUCCUGGGGAAGUAUUUGGGAAUAUUAUGAUCGAGUAUAGUUAUCCUGAGUGUACGACAGCUGUGUUGACUGGACUGUGUACGUUCCGUAAAUAUUAUCCUGAUUACCGUUCUGAUGAAAUUAGUGAGGUUUGCAACAAGGCCGCAAAGUACAUUCAUGAUAGUCAACAAGAAGACGGUGGAUGGUAUGGUUGCUGGGCUAUUUGUUACACGUAUGCUGCAUUGUUCGCGUUAGAAAGUCUGGCGAAUUUUGGCGAGCAUUAUGUAAACAGCACAUCAUCCAGGAAAGGAUGUGAUUUCCUAAUUUCGAAACAACGUGAAGAUGGCGGCUGGGGCGAAUCUUACAAAUCGUGUGAGAAAGGCGAAUAUGUGCAACACGCCGAAUCACAAGUAGUCAAUACAUCAUGGGCAGUGCUCGCGUUAAUGUCAGCUCAAUAUCCUGAUGAGAAAGCUAUUCGAAAAGGUAUUAAGUUUAUAAUGUCACGCCAACUGCCUCACGGUGAAUGGAAACAAGAAGGCAUUGAGGGGGUGUUCAACAAAAACUGUAUGAUCAGUUACCCGAAUUAUAAGCAUAUUUUCACUGUAUGGGCGUUGGGGCGAUACGCGAAAAUAUACAAGGAUCCCGUGCUGUUCUAG